AAUCCAAUGGGGAACAAUGUUGAGUUGAAGCUAAGAACAUAAGACUGUGACUCACAGCCACCACUCAUACCCAAUACAGCUGCAAAUGGCCUCUGUAUUAGGGACUUCUUCAGCGGCAUUCUGGCCUUCUCGCUCCCCCCUUUCUCCUUCCUCAAAGCCUGCCAUUUCCCAAGUCUCGCUCAGCCUCCCACAAGGGCAGGGAUAUGGGAAGAAGUUUGAGGGACGGAUUGUAACUCCAGGUUGCAAAGGAAGGUCUCAAUUCCAUGUUGCAGUCACCAAUGUCGCAACUGGAAUUAACUCUGUUGAACAGGACGUUGAUGUUAAGGAAAGCCAGAGGCCUGUUUAUCCAUUUGCUGCUAUAGUAGGGCAGGAUGAGAUGAAGUUAUGCCUUUUGUUAAAUGUGAUUGAUCCCAAGAUUGGGGGUGUCAUGAUCAUGGGUGAUAGGGGAACUGGCAAAUCCACUACGGUUAGGUCAUUGGUUGAUUUACUUCCUGAAAUCAAAGUAGUUGCUGGUGACCCUUAUAAUUCAGAUCCAGAGGAUCCAGAAUCAAUGGGGAUCGAGGUCAGAGAGAGCAUUGUGAAAGGGGAGAAACUUCUUAUUAUGACAACUAAAAUCAACAUGGUUGAUUUACCUUUGGGUGCUACAGAAGAUAGGGUUUGUGGAACGAUUGACAUUGAGAAAGCCCUCACUGAAGGUGUCAAGGCAUUUGAACCUGGCCUUCUUGCCAAAGCUAAUCGAGGGAUUCUUUAUGUUGAUGAAGUGAACCUUUUGGAUGACCAUUUAGUGGAUGUUCUUUUAGAUUCUGCUGCCUCUGGAUGGAACACAGUGGAGAGAGAAGGUAUUUCAAUUUCCCAUCCUGCACGUUUUAUUUUGAUUGGCUCAGGCAAUCCUGAGGAAGGGGAGCUGAGACCACAGCUGCUUGAUCGAUUUGGAAUGCACGCACAAGUAGGGACUGUAAGAGAUGCAGAACUUAGAGUGAAGAUAGUGGAAGAGAGAGCCAGAUUUGAUGGAAAUCCAAAGGAAUUCCGAGAUUCUUACAAGGCAGAACAAGAGAAGCUCCAAAAUCAGAUUGCCUCAGCUAGGAGUUCGCUUUCCUCUGUUCAGAUUGAUUAUGAUUUAAAGGUGAAAAUCUCAAAGGUUUGUGCAGAGUUGAAUGUGGAUGGGUUGAGAGGAGACAUAGUGACUAACAGAGCUGCAAAAGCUCUUGCUGCUCUAAAGGGAAGAGACAAAGUUACUACAGAAGAUAUUGCGACUGUCAUUCCCAACUGCUUGAGGCACCGCCUUCGGAAGGAUCCUUUGGAGUCAAUUGACUCUGGUUUACUUGUGAUUGAGAAAUUCUAUGAGGUAUUUAGCUGAAGGUUGUCUACAACAGUCUUUCCUAGGUAAUAUUUGUUGCCAAAAUUGUUCCCCCUAUUUUUUGCUCUUUAAUCUUCUCCCAAUCUGAUUAUCAUGGCAAUUUUGCAACAACAGUUCAAUAUUCAAAGGAAAGUAGAUUUCUCAAUGAAGAUUUUUCUUUAAGCUGAAAAACAUAGGAGAUUUCUCAAUGAAGUUAGGAAAGCUAAAAUGAGGCGUAGAUAGACAUGCAUAU
Molecule: messenger RNA, 1589 nt
Organism: Rubroshorea leprosula
Lineage: Eukaryota; Viridiplantae; Streptophyta; Magnoliopsida; Malvales; Dipterocarpaceae
Source: the annotation of a GenBank genome assembly